Molecule: messenger RNA, 831 nt
Organism: Aspergillus saccharolyticus JOP 1030-1
Lineage: Eukaryota; Fungi; Ascomycota; Eurotiomycetes; Eurotiales; Aspergillaceae
Product: DNA-directed RNA polymerase II subunit RPB4
Exons: 3
Coding region: 211-657 (148 amino acids)
Biological process (GO): mRNA export from nucleus in response to heat stress; transcription initiation at RNA polymerase II promoter; positive regulation of translational initiation
Cellular component (GO): RNA polymerase II, core complex; P-body
Molecular function (GO): nucleotide binding; translation initiation factor binding
Source: RefSeq, a predicted model, not a curated record
GCAAAGUCGAAACAAACUCGGCACGCCGCCAAUCUCCAGCCUCUCCGAUCCGCGCAACUUGCAACAAAGCCAACCAUUGGACUUACUGGCUCAACCUCAUCUCACCUACUACAAUCACAUCCAUCUACAGCAGCUCUCCCUACCAAACCCAAACUUCCCCGCACACACUAAACCUAACCCCUCCCCCUCGACGAAUCCAACACCGUCAAAAUGAGCGUCAAACUCCCCCCCGCCACGCACCGCCAGCGCGCCCUCCCGCAGGGCGAACUCGAGGCUGCCUCCACGCUGCGUCUCGGCGCGGAUCAGAAUACCCAUACGCUGUCGUUGUCCGAGGCGCGGUUGGUUAUUAAUAAGGUUCUGGAGAAUAAGAGGCGGGGUGGGAAGAAGUAUGAGGAGCCGGAGAACCUAACCAAGACUUUGGAUUACCUGGAGGUGUUUGCGCGGUUCAAGGAUGAGGAGAAUAUCAAGGCGGUGGAGCGGUUGUUGAAUUCGCAUACGGAGUUGGAGAUGUUUGAGAGGUCGCAGCUUGGAAGUCUCUGCUGCGAUAAUGCGGAGGAAGCUAAAUCGCUCAUCCCGAGUCUGCAGCAUAAGAUUUCGGACGGAGACUUGCAGGAGCUUCUGGAUGAGUUGACCAAGUUGCGGAAUUUCACGGAGUGAAAGAUCUCUCGUGAAAUCUGCUCUGGUGGGAGGGUGGCUUGAAAAUUGGGGAAUCUCUAGCAUGGAGUUUGGGAGUUUGUCUUUAUGUCGUUGAUGUAUCAGCUGCAGGGGGGCAUGUCGUCAUGGCAUAGUACUGUGUAGACACUUUGCACAUGUAGACAUAAUACACAGGAG